AUGUCCUUUGAGCUUGAGAUUCUGACACUCGAGUCUCUGAAUUUUGUAUCAUGGCCGCAGCCACUUCGUGACUGCGAAGCAGUUGUUGUUAACUUGCCUAUAUGCUCUUUCUCAAAUUACCCUUCUUACCUUCCUUUGGUGCUUCGAUUCAUGAAGCAACUCAUGCCUAAAAUCGUGGUUACAUUGGAUAGGAGCUGCGAUCGAACUGACACACCGUUUCCUCAGCAUAUGAUUCUCGCUAUCCAGUCUUAUUCCGGUUUGCUCGAGUCACGUGACGCUGUUAGUGUUAAUGUUCAUCCAUACGUACUUCAAAUGAUUGAAAAAUACUAUCUUCAACCAGCAAUCGAGAAGCUUGUUUUGGGCCGUCUGCGUUCACAAGACAGAACACUUCCUUGGAAAAAUCUUCUCUUGUCGUCAGGGUUCUCGCCAUUGACGUUUAGCAACUUUACUGAGUCACAAGCUGAGUGUUUGGUACGGAGGAUUCCCGGCAGGGGAUUCCAUGUCGAGAAGAAGCAGAAUUCACUCGUGUUGUGCUGGCAAAGGAAGGAUCUCAUCUCGAUUUCAACUUGGAGAUGCUGA
Molecule: messenger RNA, 579 nt
Organism: Vicia faba (fava bean)
Lineage: Eukaryota; Viridiplantae; Streptophyta; Magnoliopsida; Fabales; Fabaceae
Source: the annotation of a GenBank genome assembly